Molecule: messenger RNA, 3135 nt
Organism: Dentiscutata erythropus
Lineage: Eukaryota; Fungi; Glomeromycota; Glomeromycetes; Diversisporales; Gigasporaceae
Source: the annotation of a GenBank genome assembly
AUGUUGUUAAAAUCUCGUCAGCGAUUGAGUCUAGAUGAUAAUUCGAGUCUUGAUGAUAAUUUGAAUCUUGUUGAUAAUAAUUAUUUUAGUUCUAUAGAGUGGGAAAUAUCAGUAAAAUCUCGUCAGCGAUUGAGUCUAGAUGAUAAUUCGAGUCUUGAUGAUAAUUUGAAUCUUGUUGAUAAUAAUUAUUUUAGUUCUAUAGAGUGUCUUGAUGAUUAUUUGAAUCUUGUUGAUAUUAAUUAUUUUAAUAAAGAUUGGGAAAUGUUAGUGGAAUCUCGUCAGCGAUUAUAUCAUAUGACAUAUAAAAGCAUAAAAACGAAUGCACCUGGUCGCAUGGAAUUAGUAGAGCAAAAUAUCACUAUCAGUAAUGGUGGCAAUUCAAAAUUUUGCAAUAGUAACCAUAUAGAAAUUUCGAAUUUUGUAUCAGUGAAUGCAACAGUCUUUCAAGGAACUUCAGCCAAUUCUUAUAUUCAAAUUGUUCGACUAUACUCGUUAAUUAAUGAGAAAAGAGUUGAAAUUGACAAAAUGCUAGAUUCACAACCUGUUUAUGCGUUAGGGCCUUACUUUAAACAAGAUUACUCUGUGCUAAGCAUUGCCUGCUGGGUUACAAAGCCUCUUAAUGAAUUAUUGAUCAAAAAGCUUUCAGAUUUGUUUGAUAACAAGUAUGAUAUAGUGCAACUCAGAAAUAAAGAUAUAAAUAGCAACGCUAAAAAAGUUCCAAAUGACAAUGAUAAUAAUUUAUCAAAAAGUGAGGGUGAUGACUAUCAAACUAGUGAAGAAAAUCAGGGUAGCGAAGGAAAUCAAAAUCAAGAAAAUCAAAAUAGUUAUGAAAGUAGUGAAAAAAAUGUAAACGAUGAAAAUGGUGAAGGAAAUGAUGAAAAUAGAAAUGGUGAAAAUGGAAUCGGCAGUGAAAAUAGUGGUGGAAAUACAAAUAAUGGAAAUAAAAAUGGUGGAAAUAAAAACAUUAGAAGUAAAAAUAAUGAAAAUGGCGGAGGAGAUGGAGAUAAUAAUGGAAAAAGCAAUGCUGAAAAUGAUCAAUUUAUUCGAGUCAUAUCAGCAGCAAUAGUUAAAGGUGAAGUCGAAGAUGAAGUCAAAAAGGAAGAAUUUCAGUCAUUUAAUAUCGAUGUUCGCAUUAGAGCAAAUAUAAAAAGGAAUAUUCUAAGUUUUAGUAUUGAACUUAUUGGGUGUGGAACGAAAUGCUUCAUAAAAAAUGUUUCUCCCAUCAUAAACAAUAAAUUUGAAGAGUUAGGUUUUACAGUGGAGGAUACAUAUAGUCCAUUAAAAUCAAAAGAUCAUGAAUGGGAAAUGGAAAUAAAAGAAUGUCCUAUAAAUGGGCCGACAUGGUCAUAUAAACUUAGAAGUGAUAUCGAGAUUAAUUUUGAUAAAAUUGAUCAUAUAACAUGUCCAGAACUACAUAAACGCCUUCAUUCUGGCAAAUGGCUUCUUGAAGAAAGUGUAAAAGAGUUUCGAAUCACUGUUGAGCAGAAACUUAACUGCAAAAUAACACCCACAUCACCUGAUAAACCUGAUAAACAACCACAAUUAACAAGAUUCCUGAUAACAUGUUUGCCCCGCUUAACUCAUAAACUUGAAGUUUCUUUUAAAGUUAAUGAUAUGACAAAAUUUAAUGAAGAUUUUGCUGAGUUAGUAAAAAAUUUGGGCCGAGAUAAAAGAAUCCUUGAUAUCAAUUUGGGUAAUACAAAUACUCUAAAAGCAAACAGAGAAUUUAAAAAUCGUUCGAAUAUUUCAAAUGGAUCAAGUGAGGUUAAACGUGCUUAUUUGGAAAAUACGAAUACCCAUUUUGUCAUCAAAUUGUUAAAUGAAUAUGAUAGCGAUAAAUAUUACGAGAGAUUUAAUAGAGAGAUAAUGAAUUUAAAAAAAAUCGACUCUUAUGAAAACAAUGAAAAUGUAAUCGGGUUUUAUGGAAUUACCAAAGAACCUUUCAGGGAAUUUUAUUCUAUGGUGCUUCAGUAUUGCGGUGAUAAAACCCUUAGAGAACAUUUGAAAGAGGAAUGUACUUCGAAAAAAGGCUGGAAAUAUAAAGUAGAAAUGGCUACAAAUAUUGCCAACGGUUUGAAAUAUAUUCACACAGCGAAUAUUGUACACUGUAAUCUGAAAGAAUGUACAUCGAUCGAAGAAGUCAUCUCUCGUCUUAAAGAAAUUGAGUUUGACCAUGUAUACCAAGAUUCUGAUUAUAUUCCAGAAAUUUCUUAUGGGAAUAGGAAUAAUUAUGCAUCAGUAAAAGAUGCUUGUUUAACAGUUAUUCAAGGCUCAUCACAAAAUAAAUAUUUUUUCCUUCCUCAGUACGCAACAACAUUUAUAGGAAGGAAUAAAUCAAAUGAUAUCAUUAUAAAAGAUCAAGAAAUUGCUAGAAAACAUGCAUGCAUUGAAUGUUUUCAGGGUAGUGUUGUCAUUUACGACUUAGGAUUUGAACCAGGAAUUUCAGUUAAUGACAAACGACUUAUAUUUCACUUUAAACGCGCUUUAGAAAAAGAAGAUAAAAUUAAAAUAGGACGUAGUGUUUUUCAGUACCUUCCUGCUGGAGAAUAUGAGAACCGCAUCGAUAAACUUUUACCUAUUUAUAACAAGAAAUAUUUGCUUAAAAGCUUGGAAAAGGAAUUUAAUAGUGCAAAAGAAGAUAAACAGAAUUUAAGUUUAAUAUUUUUUGAUCUAGAUAAUUUCAAACGUAUUAACGAUAACAACAGUCAUGGAGCUGGAGAUUAUGCUUUAAAAGAAUUAGCCAAUUUAAUUCAAUCUCAUCUUUGCCCUGAAGAUAUUUUUGCACGAUUUGGUGGAGAUGAAUUUACUAUUAUUCUUAAGAAUACUAAUUCUGAACUAGCUUCUGAAUAUGCAGAGAAAAUUCGAAAAGCUGUCGAGUCUCAUUCAUUCAUUUAUGAUGAAAAACGUUUACCAGCUACACUCAGUAUUGGAGUUGCUGAAAUAGAUUCAUCUGUGGCAUGUUAUGAAGACUUGCUUAAGCAGGCUGAUCAAGCUUUAAAUAUUGCCAAAUGCCAAGGUAAAAAUCGAGCGCUUGAUAAUAAUGUUGUUACGGGAGAGCAACUGACAAUAAGCGCGAUCAGAAUAGUAGAUGAAAAGGAUUGCGAAAUGGGUUAUGAAGAGAUAUCGAGUAAGUAA